CGCCCAGCCAACCGCCCGCGCCGCAGCAGUCCUCCGAGUCUGGCUUGGAUUGCUCAGCCCGGUGGUGGAGCUGCGUCCAGCGCGGGGUGUUCUGGUCAUGCGAGACGCAGACAGGAGCCUGCCCCAGACAAGAUGAAAGUCUUCCUGCCGCUGCUGCUGGUGGUCCUUCUGGGGGCAGAGCAAGCCGACUCCCUCAUGUGCUUCUCUUGCGUGAACCAGAAAAGCAACUUCUACUGCCUGAAGCCCACCGUCUGCUCGGACUCUGACAACUACUGCGUGACUAUCUCUGCCGCCGCGGGCAUCGGGAACAUGGUGGACUUUGGCCACAGCCUGAACAAGGGCUGCUCCCCGGUCUGCCCAGCACCCCCCAACGUCAACCUCGGGGUGGCAUCCAUGGGCACCUACUGCUGCCAGAGUUCCCUGUGCAACAUCAGCGCGGCCGACGGCGGUCUGCGGGCCAGCGCCGCCGUGCUCGGCGCUGGGCUCCUGCUCAGCCUGCUGGCGGCCCUCCUGCGGCUCGGACCCUGACUGAGGAUCCCUGUGCUGGCCGACCCCCACAGCUCAGGAAGGAAAGCCCAGCUGCACCCAGCCCCGCUGCCCUCAUCCCUGCCUGACCCUGCCCCCACGGCCUCAGUUCCCACCGCCGGGCCUGUUCCCUGCACCUGCCUCCGUCCCCAGAGGGGCCGGCUCCCCAGAGUCAGAGUGGGUGAUGUGACCCUCCUCAGAUGAGGGUCCCCUGGUGCCUACAGCUCCAGGAGUCAGAACCGAUCUUGCGGAACCCACUUUGAGGCACACCUAAGCCCCAGGGCCUGUCCCACUCUGGGCCCUGUGCGACCCCAGACAGCGGCAUGGAAGAUGUGUUUCGUGGCACUGUGUCUCUGAAGGGGGCGCAUGCUGUGAUUGCAGGUCCACCCGUCCGUGUGGAAGGCACGUCUGUGUGGUCUUGCUGGCCACGCUGAGGGAGGGGCAGGAGUAAGCGGCCGGAGAGCCCCAAGCUCCAGCACCAGGGGCGUCUCCGCACCCCACACCCACUCACUUCCACAGCAGCCUCCAGGUCCAGGCUGCUGGGCCCAGGACUCAGCUCCCACCCCAAAUCCAGCUGUGGCCCCAUCUGACCCCCCACCCUUUACCCCCACACCAGGGCCCUCCUACUGCUUUGUGCCUCAAAUAAACAGCUGUUCCCUCCC
This is a messenger RNA of Artibeus jamaicensis (Jamaican fruit-eating bat), 1187 nucleotides long. It is a transcript of the gene LY6E, whose product is annotated as lymphocyte antigen 6 family member E. NCBI's taxonomy places the organism in Eukaryota, Metazoa, Chordata, Mammalia, Chiroptera, Phyllostomidae. Gene Ontology annotation, molecular function: acetylcholine receptor inhibitor activity. The transcript has 4 exons. The record is from RefSeq and is a predicted model, not a curated record. The coding region runs from base 133 to 528 and encodes 131 amino acids.